AAACUUUUGCCGUUUGAUUUACCUUGCACCGUGAUUGUCGUCACAACGAAAGUUUGAUCCUAUGAUCGCAACACUAGUGAUGGAAGCGUUCAAUUCGUACGUUGAGAGCUGCCACACAAUUAAAGCACUGUUGCCGGAAUGGUGCGAUCAUCGUGUCAAAGUUGAAGCGGAGCUGCGUGAGCUUACGCACCAGUUCGAUGAGUGGAAAGUGGAAGCAGAACGAGCUGGAAUUGCUUCGAUGGCUGUGCUUCGCAGUGAUGCCAGAGAAGGCCCAACACCGGUCACAGGAUGCGCGUUCAAGUUUGUCUGCAGUGAUUCACUUCGAAAACGCAUAGACGACACUGUAGCACUUCUAGAGCAGGCUAAACCUUUGACGGAGAAUCUCAUCAAGGCUAUCGAAGCGUUCCAAGAGAAGGAAAAUCUCUUUUUAGAAAAGAUCGACUACGGCAGUUUCAAGGACUGCCGAGAAUUCGUACUGCCAAGUGAUACCAAUGUCUACCCUUUGCUUGCCGUUGUAUGGCGUCUCAGUCGCCGAAAAUUUUCCGAGCUCGAUUUCUUUCCCAGCAUGCUCGGUAUAUUGUUGAAUCUAAAAGAGUCAUUGCAUCUCGCCAGGACUGUCAGAAAUAUUCCGAAUCUGGCUGUCGAAGGUAUUCAAGGUCGCUACGAAGUUGCAUUCCAGCUUCACAAUCUCGCUAGCUGUGUCAAAUGGGAAUGUCACCAUUUACCUCAUUUGAUUAUGGAAUAUCUACCAAUACCGUGA
Messenger RNA from Cylicocyclus nassatus, 760 nucleotides. The record is from the annotation of a GenBank genome assembly. NCBI's taxonomy places the organism in Eukaryota, Metazoa, Nematoda, Chromadorea, Rhabditida, Strongylidae.